CAAAUCAGAUGUUUAUACUCGAUUUACUCGAUAACUUACCACGGCUGAGGCUUUCUGACGACCACAUGAAGGUUUUCAUAUGGGCGUUGAAGGAAUGUGGCGCGUUGAAUGUCCCGACAUUUGCACACCUGCGUGCACAGCAGGCUCGCUUGACAAAGGAAAUGAACAUUCAGACUACGCACCACGUAUCAGCCCAAAACAACCACUUCUACGCGAAUUGCCCAUCUGAGACAACUCGUCUUGAUUUUGCUAACCCAUUGGUGCGGCCGCACAUGUCAUUUCUCCCACGAGUUGGCAUACCGAUCUCGGAGUUCUACGAUGGCGAGAAAUGUCUGGAGUUGGAUGAGAAGGCAUUAGAUCGCGGUCAACUGAUGUGGAUGGACAAGGAGAACGCACCACGUCGUCAUUUCUACAUCAGAGAGCUUGCACGCCUGCGCGAUGGACGCUUUGUCAUACCCGUUCGGUUCGUUCAGGACAGAGAUGUUGACUGUCUUGAUGGUUAUCUUGUAGUGCACUAUGCUGCAACUGGUAUUUUCGUUGUUCGCGAUCAUGUGCUAAUCCGGGUCGAAGCGAAGGAGCUGCAGGACAACGUUAUUGAUAUAGAAAGGGAGACUGAGAUCAGAAUUAACGGUGAGAACUCUGCACCAUCAUGGGUGGCAAAGAACCAGCACCCAGUCCGGGCAAUUGCAGCGCAGCGCCCGGCUUAUACCGUACGGCUGAUGAGCUGGAGCGAUGAUGUGUCAGGCAACAAGUCUAAGCAAUACAACGCGCAUACGAACGUCUACAUGGCAAACAUCAACUUACCGCAUGACAAGCUCAAGCAAGAGUAUUUUGUUCGAUUCUGUUCGACCUCACAACACGCUUCGUCCUCUGAGCAGCUAGAAAUACUUGCAAAGGACACAGGUCCCGACCAAUGGCACACGGCAUAUGAUUGCGCGCUCCAUGAAGAAGUCUUGUUCCGGCUCAUUCCUCACGUCUUCCCGGCCGAUAACCCUCAGCAGUCAGAGCAUACUUCACACAUUGGUGGGAACGGGAACAAACCUUGUCGCGCCUGCAGAAUCGGAGGUACCGCCGAAGAGCGAGAACAAGAGGAGCAAUAUGAGACGUUCUUCCAGCCGGGACGCCUACGCUCAGCAGAAUACACUGUCAACGAGAUCAAGUCGCAACUCUGGAUAGCAGGCCUCGGUGUUCAAGACACGAUCGAUCUCAUGCAAUCGCACACCGGCGUCAAAGACAAGACCGCACAAUACUGGAUUGACAUCUUGAUCAAGAAGGCGCGUGCAAUGCAGCAAGAACGUAUCACGUCCAAGACGACGAUGGAUCCCCGACUGAAAGACCGGCGCGUCAGCCGUGAUCCGCAGGCGAAGCAGGAUAUGAAGGCGACAAUCAUGAAUGAGAUCCAACACGAGCUGCACGAAUGGCUGGUCCAGCAACCCUCACACCAUUAUGACAGCCUUCCACUGGAUUCGCCGGAUCGACAUGCUCUGCGACCCGGCGACCACUAUAAUAUCCUCCUCGGUCUCCCUGGUGUCGAGAUUCAUCUAGAUACCCCAUGUGAGAUCUUGCAUACCUUUCUGCUUGGUCAAGACAAGUAUCUCUGGCACACGACGAGCUCGCCCUGGGACAAACGAAAUGACGAACUCUUUGCUACCCGGCUACGCGGAUCUUCGGUGGACGGCUUAUCGUUACCGCCCAUUCGAGCCGAUUAUCUACUCAAAUACAAGAAUUCUCUUGUCGGGAAACAUUUCAAAGCGUUACAGCAGGUUGGCGCUUUCCAUCUGUAUGGUGGCCUAUGCCCCGACAUCAUACGCGACCUCUGGAAGGCUACCGGUGAACUUGGUGCGGCGUUGUGGUUCAGUAAGAUCCGUGAUAUGGACCAAUACACUGCUGACCUGGAGAUUCUCAUUGCAAAUGUGCUCGACAUCUGGGCAAUCAUUGACCCAAACCGGAUCUUGACGAAGAACAAACUACACGUUCUGACUCAUCUCAUUGCGAACAUCAGACGCUUCGGCCCCGCUAUCCUCUACUCUACGGAGAUCUUCGAGUGCUGGAACGCUAUCUUCCGCUUCUGUAGCAUUCUUUCCAACCAUCAAGCCCCAAGCCGUGACAUUGCAGUCACUCUCGCUGACAUGGAACGUUUCAAGCAUCAGGUUAGCGGUGGCUGGUGGCGCAACUCCACAGGAGAGUACAUACGUGCUGGUGACAGUGUCCGGGCAUUCUUUAAAGAGAACGUCACCCUUCAGCAUCGUCUCGGAUGGGUCGAACACGUAUCUCUCCCAGAAGGUUCAGUUAGGCUUGAGGCGCAAGCGAAGCGGUGUCCUUCGAGUUGGGCAGAUGCAACACAAUCAUUGGGCGAAGUUCAGCCACCACCAUCCAGCAUUUCUCAUGCCCCGCCGGCCUCAGCUGCUGCCACAAAUUCAGGGACACAGUGGCAGCACUGUAAGUACCUCAUAUCACAAUCCACAGACGUAUGCAAGCCGGAAUCGUGGGUUUUCUUCAAAGCCAGUCAGGAUAGGGCGGCCGCGCAUUCCAGCGUCAUGGCUGGUCGUAUUUCCAAGAUUUUAUCUCCCAUUGACGGCGGAGAAGCAGUCGCCAUCAUUAAGCCUUUCGACAUCGCUGAUAAAUGUGAUGAAUAUCUCAAUAUGCCAGUUCUCACUCCGCAUGACGGGCCGGUUUGCUUAGUCGCACCGAAGGAUGUCUUGUUCAUAUUCAAUGCGCAACACGACUGCCGCGUGUGCGGCUGUUCCGCAACAGCACCAGAGGCGAUUAUCCAGGAACGACUUGUCACUGCCCGUACUCGCUCCGCUGUGAAGCACACGGAUAAGCCACGCUACUUACUCAACAUGCACGCGUUGCACAAUGGCGACCUUAUUCGUGAGACGUUGCCGCGAAACCUCACCGAACCGAAGUACUACAUCGCUCGCGCGUACCGUCAGGCUAAGCACAGCCAAAUUGCCCGUGGCCUACACCUAACCGGCACACUUCGGCGUAAACAAGCGGCAGCAAAAGCUGCUGAAACCCGGGCACGUAACAAGGAGGCUCGU
This is a messenger RNA of Rhodofomes roseus, 3044 nucleotides long. RefSeq lists its product as uncharacterized. The record is from RefSeq and is a predicted model, not a curated record. The transcript is spliced from 11 exons. Lineage: Eukaryota; Fungi; Basidiomycota; Agaricomycetes; Polyporales; Fomitopsidaceae. The annotation marks the transcript as partial.